UGCUCCUAUGGCGGACUCUCCUCUUAAUAACUCCUGGCCCUCUUUCUCCAAACUCUGGAUGAAGAGAUGGUCCUUCAAGAGAGCAUCAGAGUGCAAGCCAUGUAGUCAGCCCUGUGGUCCUCCCAUUGCCCAACUGAGUGUCCAACCUCCUGCUCCCAGUGGGACAGGAUCGUCCUCCUCGCUAUCGCCUGCCUCUACCGCCGAGGAUGUCUUCUUUGGUAACACCACUGAGGACCAGGAUGCGUGUUCAGUAGUCAGUGACUACGACUGUCCUGGUGUGGAGUUGAGCAACAGCGUGGAGGACCUGCUGGCCCUCAACUCCUCUCUCAGAGACUCUGAAUACUUCAAAGACCUCGAGGGAGGGGUACCGGCUUCACCGUCAACUGCAACCAUAGAAACCACCGUCCCAGAGAGCAAAACCCUCCCUGUUGGCCUACAGGUGUCACAGAACACGGACAGUCCCGUCAUCAACCAACCUGUACAGACUUCUCUGACCACACACUCCACUCAGGUCAAUGCACCGUCAUCCCCCUCCUAUAUAGAGCCUGCAGAACCUCAGCGUAGCUUUGUGGUCUCUCAGCUUAGUCCUAAAUUGUUGCCAGGCUGUAUCAUUGACAGCGGUGACUCGUCAGGCCCUGCAGUAGGGCUCAGUUUAACAAUUAAUCUGAAUGGACUAUUGGGAUCAAUGGAAAAAGUGGAAGCAAUAACAGGGUCAGAGGAGGAAAAGGAGCAAACCACUGUGGAUGGCGAUGAAGAGCCAGACCUGGACAGCUUUCCUAUCCUGGUUAGAUCAAUGUCAACAUCUCGAAGGCACAGCUGGGGUGUCCCUUUGUCCCCCAUUAACCUGGGGAGGAGACUGAGUCUGGAUACCAUGGCCAUGGACAGUGAUGGAGAGAGAGAGGAUGAUGAUGAGGACAGACAGUCCACCCAGCAGCAGAGCUGCAGCCACACAGCCUGUCCUGGGGAUGAGCCAGAUGGUCCCAGGCAGAGGGUCCCCUGUCCCAGAGCCAGGGUCACCAGCAUGGCUGCCGGUGUUCCUGUCAGACAACUGUACUCCCGCUCGGAGAUCCUUGCCACAGACGAAUGUUCACGUGCUGCACACAUCUCUCAUGUUGUACAGACAUCCAAACAGGCUGCGAGGGCAGCGGGAGCAGAGGAGUUCGACCCUGAGGAAAACUUACAUUCUACUGAAGGACAGAGCCAUAUAGCGAAGCAGAGGAUCAACAAAUCAGAUGCCAAAGGUGUAGCAAAUGUCACUUGGUAUGAGUUCCUCUCUAAUGAGAAUGAGGACGAGGAUGAUUCUUCAGAGAAGGUGGAGAAAGGUACCAAGGUAAAGAGAACUCUCAGCUCUCUGAGGAGCAGGGUGGCGGGCUCCUUCAGUAAAGACAAGGGUAAGAACCGAGAAAAAGAGCAGCAGAAAGAGAAGGGGAAGGAGAAGGAGGCCAAAGAGAAAGAGAAAUCAUACAGUUACAAGCAUCAUUUGGUGCCUGGCUCUUUCUCCAGCUGUGCUACCUGCUCACUGUGCAGCAAGACCCUGCAGAAAAAGCACAGCAUGCAGUGCAUGAAUUGUGCUGUGAACGUUCACAAGAGCUGCAAGUCUCUGCUGGGUGAGUGCACCAGCAGCAAGAAUAAGAGAGAUUCUCUACAGAGGAGAAGCUCAUCUGGAUCUCCCAUCCUCGCGCUAAAAGACCGGGACAGAGAGCGGGAGCAGUCAGGCACAGCCUCAUCGCAGUUCCUGGAUGGCUCCCAAGGUGUUCCCAGCGCCCCAGGCAUGACCAUUUGUCCGCGGGGACCAAGCACUCAGCCUCCUGCCGCCCAUACCACCAACACUACCGCAGCCUCUGCCCACAGCCUUGGCCACAGCCUCCAUCACAACAACAGCUCAGGAUCCCUCCCUGGGGAGAUGGAUGAGACCGAUGCUCUCCGCUCCAAACGCUGCAACGAAGACGCCGUUUCCCUCGCUCCCUCCACCACCGAGUCUAUCAUCGUAGAAGAUACUCACCAUGCAUCAGUGCGGUCUGAUCUGGAGUCUGAUGCCCAGGACCUGGAGGCAGAGUCUUGGAGUUUGGCAGUUGACCAGCAGUAUGUUAAGAAGCACUCUAAAGAAACAGUGAAGAGACAGGAUGUGAUAUAUGAGCUCAUGCAGACGGAGAUGCACCAUGUGCGGACACUGAAGAUCAUGCUGCACGUUUAUGUACGAGAGUUGAAGGAGAACCUCCAGAUGGACUCGGCUAAGCUGGACUGUCUGUUCCCCCGCUUGGAAAACCUCCUGGAGCUUCACACACAUUUCCUGUCUCGUCUCAAAGAACGCCGGCGAGAAAACCUUGUUACACCCUCCGACAGGAACUAUACUAUCAACAGAGUGGCAGACAUACUGAUCACACAGUUCUCAGGUGAAAUAGGAGAGAGGAUGAAGGACUGCUAUGGAGAUUUCUGCAGUCACCACACUGAGGCUGUCAACUACUACAAAGAACAGCUGCAAAACAACAAAAGGUUCCAAAUUAUCAUACGGAAAAUCCGCAACCUGUCCAUCGUUCGGAGGUUAGGAGUGACUGAGUGCAUUCUGUUGGUGACACAGCGCAUUACCAAGUAUCCAGUACUAGUGGAGCGCAUUCUGCACAACACUGAGGCGGGUACAGAAGAACACGAGGAGCUGACUCGGGGGCUGGGUCUCAUUAAAGACACAAUUGUUCAGGUGGAUGCACUGGUUAAUCUCCACGAGAAGACAUCUCGGCUUCGAGACAUACACAACAAGAUGGAGCCAAAGGCACAGGGAAAAAUCAAAGAUGGCAGAGUGUUUCGCAGGGAGGACCUGGCACCGGGCAGGAGACGGCUGCUGCAUGAGGGCACAGUCAACUGGAGAGCUGCCUCUGGCAGGCUCAAAGAUAUUCUUGCAGUGCUCCUCUCUGAUGUGUUACUCUUGCUACAAGAGAAGGACCAGAGAUAUGUAUUUGCUACAGUGGAUAACAAGCCGUCAGUGAUCUCUCUCCAGAAGCUGAUUGUCAGGGAAGUGGCCCAUGAGGAGAAAGCCAUGUUUCUUAUUUGUGCUUCCUCCAAUGAGCCAGAGAUGUACGAGAUCCACACCACUUCCAAGGAGGAGCGAAACACUUGGAUGACACAAAUACGGCAAGCUGUAGAGAGCUGUCCUCAUACGGAAGAGAGGCUGUUCAGCGAGGAGGAAGAGGCGCAAGCUUCCAGGUUCAAAGAAUUUCAAGAACGGCUGAGCCAGAAGGAUGCAGUAAUCGUCCAGGCUCUUACUGAGAAGCUGCAGCUGUUUGCAGACAUGGCAGAGACCGUGGCAGGUUUGGAGGACACAGCUUCUCAUUCCAGACUGCUUCUGCGGGGAGAUGCCUCAGAUCUCCAGCAGGGGGAGGCCCUGCUCAAAGGAGCCAUCACUGAGGUGGAGAACCUCCAGAACCUUCUGCAGUCCGGAGUGAGGGAGGAAGCUCCGACCUCACGGCUGGAUGAAGGGAGCGGCUCUGGAGUUCUACCCAGGAGAGCAGACACCUUUGGGGGCUACGACAGCAGCCCCACCAUCCUCAGUAAGAAUGGCAGUGUGAAGAAGAACUUUUCUGGCGAGUCGAGAAACAGAGACAGAAGCCAGAGAGCCAGCUCCGACCCUCAGCUCAAAGACCUCUCUGGCAGCCAUGCUCUAGAGCAGACGGUUGACGAAAGCUGCUGCUCUCCUGCCAGAUGGAACUGCAUUUGGUCCAACGCCUUCCCCGAGGCUGAGUUCUUCGACAGAGUGCUGAUGCUCUCCCAGAGGCUCUACAGUCUGCAGGCCAUCAUAUCACAGCAGGACAGCCACAUUGAGCUGCAGCGGGCCUCGCUGAUAGAGCGGGCCUCCCUGCCUGGACGCCACCGAGGCAACGUGCUCCUGGAGCAGGAGAAACAACGGACUCUGGCCCUGCAGAGAGAGGAGCUAGCCAGCUUCCACAAGCUGCAGUCUCAGCACCGAAAUGAACAGCAGCGCUGGGAGAAGGAGCGGGAGAGGCACCGCCAGCAAAUGGAGACCACAGAGAACAGACUCAAACAAAGGGAGGAGGACUGCAAGCGGCUGGAGGAGCGUCUGGCAGAAGAGAGGGAGGAGCUGGAGAGGCAGAGGGAGACGUACCAGCAGGACCUGGAGAGGCUGCGAGAGUCCACCAGAGCUGUGGAGAAAGAGAAGGAACGCCUGGAACACCAGAAGAAGAUCAAGAGGAAAACCAUUGAGGUGGCUCCUCUGUCUGGCAGCCUGAACGGGGAGCCCCUCAUGUCCUCCGGGCUCACCGGUUCCACCAGCGUCUCCGACUUGCCCCUGCCCCCGAAGCCCCUGGUGCGUAGCAGCUUAUCUGUCUCACCAGCCGAUUACCCAGAGCGCCCUGAGCUGAUGUCGCGGCGGGAGGCGGGCUCUUCCACCCUGCCGCUGAAGACAGAGGUGCCGCUCCAUCUCUUCAGCGCCACCAACCAGCAGCACAAGCUGGUCGGGGUGCAGCAGCAGAUCCCCACCAAGCUGGCGGCCUUCAGCAGCGGCAAAGGGAAAGGAGGCAAGAGCGGCAAAGCCUCACAUCGCACUGACAGCACUGCCUCAGUGGAUAUGAAGCAGAUGCUGCCGCUGAAGCUGUCCGCCCGAGACGACAACACCCUCAAGGCCAAGCGCUCUAUCAGCCCCCACCAGCAGCUCCCGCUGUCAACCCCUCCUCAGCCUCACUCCCUCCAUCACCACACGGAUCAACUAAGUCCUCCAGACAACGCUGGACCAGACGGCCAAUCUACUUCCACCAUCAGCACCUCCCACCCUCCAAAUGUUCAGAAGCCCCCCAUGCCUCCCGCACAGCCCCAUCCACAGCCUGCCAUGCAGCCUCCCAGCAUGCCUCUCCACUCGCAGAGCGCCGGAUCUCUCCAAUUCCAGCCCCAUCUGCCGCCUCAGGGCCUCAGUCCGAACGCCCAGGCCCAUGUCCAGGUGAAUGUUCACGGGCUCACACACAGCCACAGCAUGCCGCCGCCCUACAAGAUCAACACCGAAGACCUCAAGGAGGACGUCAUCUUCUUCUAAACUUCAGUCUGCUGCCCCUUUAGAUCAGCCGCUGUACGCAAAAAAAAAAAAAAAAAAAAAAAAGCUGGAAUGGUUGCUGGUUCUCGUUUCAUGCGAUAAUGUGACGUCGAUAGUUCGGUUUAGCGUGUGUUGUGUCUGAGGGUUGAUAAGGUAAGGUUAUGUGUUGCAGCAGUUUAUUGCAGAGAGCAGAGCCUUUGUUUGAGCUACGGUGGCUCACGGAAAGAAAAAUUCCCAUUUUAUUCAAAAAAUAAAAGAGGAAAUUUCUGUUUAAACACUGCUACACCAUCCUUGCUUUUAAACUGCCACAGUUUCUUUUUUAUUUAAUUCUUAGUUUUAUUUCUAAACUCAAGAGGACCACAAGUGUGAAUUGGGAACCUUUGGUGAAACAAAGGCAUCUUUUAUCGUGCGCAUAAAAGGUUUAAAUGAAGUUAUAGCGAUCCAAAGACAUUAGCUGUGAGAGCUGAAGGGGAUUUGACUUUGAGGGACAAAGUGAAAGAGAAACUGUCAGGUGCAUUUCAGGAGACUUUGUCAGGCUGGUUAGUGAAGUAUGAAGAGUGAGCGGUGCUGCGUCGGCACCCCGGCCUCAUAGUCUGCUCCUACUGGACCUGGAACCAGAAGAAAUGAUUCAGCAGGAAUCAGAAGUGUUUCAGCUCUUAAUACGUGAACACGCUCUGCUUGAUGUUUCAUUUGCACAGUGUAAAUACUCCAUUCCAGACUAAUGAAUGAACUCUUAUGGACUAAAGGUGUAGUGCUUGGAUGUACAGUUGUCAAAAUUGUGAAAAUUCAUUUCAUUUUCUGAUUUUUUUUUUUUUGUUUGUUUUCUAGUGUUUGGUCAGCAGAUUAGAAACCAGGCUGUUGUGUAAGAAUGGUCCUGAUCAUUUAAGGAAGAGUUCAGUUUUUUCAGUUAUGUCGUACAGUUUUUCCAGCUCAUACAGAGUGAGACAAACUCAAGGAGGCCUUUCUUACGUCUGUGCACUUAGAAAGAAUGUGAGAUUAAUCUACUUAAGCUCUGUUCUCAUAUUUCUUGGCAGCAGUUUGUCUCAAAAAACACUGAACAUUUCAUUCUCUGGACUCCUUUUCUUAGCAUUAACAGUAUUUUUAAACAGCAUUUUCACAAGUGCACACAGUUGCAUUUUUGUUUCAAGCACUAUUGCCGUGGGCUCUUUUCACAGCAGGUGCAUCAGCUGUUUGACAAAAGAUCAUUUCUUUAAUACAAAAUUAGCAACAAAGAAAUAUGUUAAUUUGUAUUUUAAUCUCAGAGCGUUGUUGGCUGGUUUAAUUAAAGAUCUAUUUCCUGAAUUUGAAGCUGAGCUGCUAAUAAUCCCACUUGACACCAUUCAGCACAAGUUUCAGACGUCAAAAAGGCCACAAUGGGUUUGUCUCACUCUGGGUAACAUUUCCAAAAUCUUUCCCUUUAAGAAACAUAUCUGUGGUCAUUUUAGUGGAUCUGUAGUGUACUUUACUAUUCAUGCUGUAUGUUAUUUUAAGGGUAAAAUGAACUUUAAACUGCUUCAAUUUUCUGAACAGUGACCUCCCUGGAAAAUUUGUAGCCUAAUUGGUCAACAAGAAUACAUGAGUCAUAUUCACAGCGGACUAUUUUGAAGAUAUGCACUGAAAUUAUUCAAAUCCAUAACAAUACUACUAAUAAAAAAAUAGAAUUUUAUUAAUUUGCACUUAUUGGUCCUGUAUAUGUUCUAGAAAUACCCAAAAGCUACCUGAGGUUAAAUUAGGAGUAUAAACAAUCAUAAAUGCACCAUAAUCUCUCUCCCACUCAUUCAUACACAGUAUAAACAUUUGCAAAAUCUUCUGACGACUCAUAGGACAGACAUGGAGGCCGGGGUUGUGCAGAAAAUUGAAGCAAUUUGAAGUUUUAUGGAUUCCCAGUUUAAUCCACUUUGGUCUUAGUUUUUCACUCAAACACGCUUAUGUGUUCGACGAGUCUCAUUUCCGAAAACUUGUGUCUCUGGAUUUCAUUUUGCUGCAUUGACAGUUUGUAAAUUCUCCAGAAUGGGUUCAUUUUAGCCAGCCGGUAUAUCUUUGAGAUAUACAUGAAGGUGUCAGUUUUAAUUGAGGCCCUGAGGUCUCAUUGACAGUGUGUUUUAUUGAUUGCUGAUGACAUUUCAUUAGCUAGGUCUUAAAUCUCUGUGCCUGACAGAAAAGCAGUACUGUGAUGGGUGCAGUGGUCCUGCAGCAAGAGCGACUAUCAGCUGUUCUCUAACAUUUCAGUCUUUAUCUUUCUUCAAAGAAGAAAUAUGGAGGCACGUUGUUUUUGUGUAUGUGUGUACCUUUUAAAUCAUGAAGUAGUCGGUACAUGAAUGUGUUUUGUGUCUCUGGAGGGAAAAAAAAAAUAUCAGAAGAGCUUUUUGUCUUUGUCCAAAUGAGCUUGUCUCUGAAGCUGUGAUCACAAGCUGGAGUUUGAUUUAAUGUAUAUUAUGUAGAUUUUUGUACAUACUGUAUGUGAUCUUUCCUGCACCGUCUGCCCUCUUACACAUGCUUGUAUUAGGAACAGAGAUAUUUGACGUGAAUCAAGAUGCAAAAGUCAGCCAAAAGUCUGUCUGUUCAUACGUGUAUAUACACUUAAAAUACACACACAGGUGUGUGUGUAUGUACAAAACGGUACGCCUUUCUCGAAUAGACUAAUACCAGGAAAACAAACCACAACCGCUCAAAUUCUGUUGUACAAAUGAACUGAAAAUGAAGGUGUGCAUAUUUAAUCUCUUGAUGUGUGUCGAUGUUGUAGCAUUGAAGUCGAGGUGCACUGUCUGCCGUCUUUGUCCUGCAAUUCAUGAGUGAUGUUUCAUCAAGAUUAUGUAGCAGUAAAAAAAAAAAAAAAAAGAAAGAAAGAAAAAUCAUCUGCUUGUUUCAGUCGGUUAAACCAAAGAGACAUUCGGCUGACUGGGUUCCUUUCUGCACUCGUAUAUGAAAGAUGAAUGACACUGUGCUGGUCGUGUGGUUGUCCACAAAGUGUUAUUACUUGUGAAAACAUCCUCCAGGGAGUGUCCAUAACAAGUAUGUUGACGGCACAUUAUUGUCCAGCUCAUAUCCUGCUUCAGGAUAUGGAUUUGUUGUGUCCAGAUCACAAAUAUCUCUUUAUACACAGGUGAACAUCAUAUUCUGAAAAAGAAGAUGUUACACAAACAAUAAAGCCCAAUAAUUAGUCAAAUGGGGGCGUUGACGUAUUCUCUCUAUAGUGACACAUCCAACAACAUCUGAUAUAUUAUUAUUAUCAGUAUAUGAGCUCAUGUAACUCUGGACAUUGGACUGUUAAUGUGCAUGUGAACAUACUUUGUGGUUUUCAGUGGGUGGAACUCUGCAAAAACUUAUACUUUUAAAAGUCUUUGACAAAACAAUGCCAACUCAAGGUCCACUUACGAGCUUUUUCACUUACUUUCAACCUCAUCACACUGUCUUCAUCAGCUAAGUCAAGCAUCACCUUAACUUAAAAGCCAACACAGAUGGGAAAUCUUAAGUUUGAUAUCAUUCCAGCUUCUUGUCUGUGUCACGGCAGCUGUAAAUAUGCUGAUGAAGACCAAGUGAUACGGUUGAAAGCUCCAGAAAAAAAGCCCUCACCUUCAGUUGUGAUUUCUGUGUCAAACUAUCUCCAAGCUCAAGAACGAACUUUAAUGCUUAACACUUCAAGAUAUUUCCGUAUGUGUCCAUUUUCCUGUGUUUGCAAGUGUCUCUAACUCUGAAUGAGAGAUGUACGAUAGCAGGAAAACUGGUGUAAGAGCACUUUAGUUCUGCUCCAGGUACGAGACUUUUAGCGAGUAGUGGACGCCGUUUGUUGGUGCCGCUGUUUGGAUCAACUCAAGUCUUAAAUGCUCUUUUUCUUUACUGACCCACUUAACCUUUUUACUGUUUUUAAAAUCGGAAGCCAGUCAGUCACAUCACUGUGUGUGUCUGUGCGUGUGUGCGCGCUC
Messenger RNA from Thunnus maccoyii (southern bluefin tuna), 8955 nucleotides. RefSeq names its product rho/rac guanine nucleotide exchange factor (GEF) 18b (gene arhgef18b). The transcript is spliced from 31 exons. The coding region runs from base 8 to 5035 and encodes 1675 amino acids. Gene Ontology annotation, molecular function: guanyl-nucleotide exchange factor activity. Gene Ontology annotation, biological process: small GTPase-mediated signal transduction. The record is from RefSeq and is a predicted model, not a curated record. Lineage: Eukaryota; Metazoa; Chordata; Actinopteri; Scombriformes; Scombridae.